GGAGAGGCGUUUCAUGGAUCUGGACGACGACGGACUCGUCGGGUGCUUGGUCCUCUCGGAUGCGGGCCACGUCCUCGCCGACCACGCGCUUCGUCCUUCGGGCCUUCGCCCGGCGCCCUUAGCCUCGCUCGUCGCCACGCUACAGCAGUUCAACCACGGGCAGCCCAUGGCCAUGCUCAUGCUGCAAGAGCAAGCAGUUGUCGUCGUGAGCUCCAAUGCGGCUCCGAUCCUCGUCGUUCUCGUGUGCGCGGCAGAAGCCGACGCGGGCUUUGGGCGGCUGGUCGGCGCCAACGUGCUGCACAUCUGCACUCGGUACUUUGGCCACGCAGCGCUCGAUGGUAUCGUCGCAGGUCUCAAGAAGGAAACGGAGGCGCAGUCGACGGCCUACACCCUCUCGUCGGCGCUCGAGGGUCAAGCACCUGCGAAUCAUUGCGCGUUUGGCGCCUUUGAAGCAACGGUUCUCAGCCCUUUUCUGGACACUGCUAUCAAUCUGAAGCGGUCCCUGCAGCGACAUCCUCGCGCCUUCUUUAUCAACAGCAUAUUGGACGAAGUUGUGCCGCCCGCGCCACACGCUUCGGCGCUCCUUCAUGGUAUCCUCUGCGUUGCCCGGGAUGUCGUCGACAACGCCAGCACCGGAUUUUGGACCGCCCGACCGAUCGGUACAGCUCGCAUGCGGCAACCAUGGUAA
Messenger RNA from Saprolegnia parasitica CBS 223.65, 688 nucleotides. RefSeq lists its product as hypothetical. The record is from RefSeq and is a predicted model, not a curated record. NCBI's taxonomy places the organism in Eukaryota, Oomycota, Saprolegniomycetes, Saprolegniales, Saprolegniaceae. The transcript is spliced from 3 exons. Bases 14 to 688 code for a protein of 224 amino acids.